Messenger RNA from Condylura cristata (star-nosed mole), 2913 nucleotides. It is a transcript of the gene ZNF664, whose product is annotated as zinc finger protein 664. Gene Ontology annotation, molecular function: DNA-binding transcription factor activity, RNA polymerase II-specific; RNA polymerase II cis-regulatory region sequence-specific DNA binding. The record is from RefSeq and is a predicted model, not a curated record. The coding region runs from base 890 to 1675 and encodes 261 amino acids. Gene Ontology annotation, cellular component: nucleus. The transcript is spliced from 4 exons. Gene Ontology annotation, biological process: central nervous system development; regulation of transcription by RNA polymerase II. NCBI's taxonomy places the organism in Eukaryota, Metazoa, Chordata, Mammalia, Eulipotyphla, Talpidae.
CGCCCGGUGUCCCGGCCGAUACCGCCGAGGACGCGAUCCAGGUGAUGAGGAGCCCUUCGCGCACCCGGCCCAGAAGGCGGCUGCCGCUGGACGCCUCCAUUGUUUGACCAUCGCCAGGGCCGCCGGAUUCUCCCCCAGCUCUGCAGCAGCGUGAGACCUCUCAGCCCACCAGCCACUGUGGCCGUGCCUCUGCUGCCUCUUCUGGAAUGCCUUGGGAUUUUUGACUCCUGUCACUGUGACUGAUAAACCCAAGGGGCACAUUGUUCCAUGAGAUAAGAGAAAUUCUUCCUCGAGAUCAAAAGAGGAGCCUGGAGUGAUACCUGUGUGGGAAUCCUCGAGAGCAUGGACUGACGUACUGGGGCCUAAGGAGCCACUUUUGGGGGGGCCAUCCUGGCCCAUGUGUAGGGGGCACAGGAUCGGACUGACGCCGCCUGGGGCUCCAGACCAGCACGCAGCCUCACACCCUCCGCCACGGGGGACACCUUGCGGCCUUUUUCCUGCGAGUGUGAAGUACAAGGUUACUCUACAAGAGGAAGAUUCCAAGGGUUUAAAAACGCAAACAAAGGUUUGCACUUUGGAAGUCCCUUGGAAUGUUGACAACUCAGGACCUAAAAGAAUUUUUUGUGUUAGUGAGUCACAGAAUUAAUGUGGAAGUAAAUGUCACUUUAUAAGCGAUACUAAUACUAAGUGAGGAACACUAUGCAGGAAGAAAUCUUCAGUAGACAGACAGGCAGGGCAAAGCUCAGGCCAACCCUAAACCUGCCAAACAGAGCAAGCCUGAGAUAAGCUGCCAAAUGGCCAAAUAAGAGACUGUGUGAGCUCAUGAUCCUGUAGCUGUAGUAGCUGUAAGGGAAUUUUUUCCUCUAAAUCACGAUACCAAAUAGGAAAAAUGAUCUACAAGUGCCCCAUGUGCAGGGAAUUUUUCUCUGAGAGAGCAGAUCUUUUUAUGCAUCAGAAAAUUCACACUGCUGAGAAGCCCCAUAAAUGUGACAAGUGUGAUAAGGGUUUCUUUCACAUAUCAGAACUUCAUAUUCAUUGGCGAGACCACACUGGAGAGAAGGUCUAUAAAUGUGAUGAUUGUGGUAAGGAUUUUAGUACCACAACAAAGCUUAACAGACACAAGAAAAUUCACACCGUGGAGAAGCCCUAUAAAUGUUACGAGUGUGGCAAAGCCUUCAAUUGGAGCUCCCACCUCCAAAUCCACAUGAGAGUGCACACAGGUGAGAAACCCUACGUCUGCAGUGAGUGUGGAAGGGGCUUCAGCAAUAGCUCAAACCUUUGUAUGCAUCAGAGAGUCCACACCGGAGAGAAACCCUUUAAAUGUGAAGAGUGUGGGAAGGCCUUCAGGCACACUUCUAGCCUCUGCAUGCAUCAAAGAGUGCACACCGGAGAGAAGCCCUAUAAAUGUUAUGAGUGUGGGAAGGCCUUCAGCCAGAGCUCAAGCCUCUGCAUCCACCAGAGGGUGCAUACCGGGGAGAAGCCCUAUAGGUGUUGUGGGUGCGGCAAGGCCUUCAGCCAGAGCUCGAGCCUCUGCAUCCACCAGAGGGUGCACACCGGGGAGAAACCGUUUAAGUGUGAUGAGUGUGGGAAGGCCUUCAGCCAGAGCACCAGCCUCUGCAUCCACCAGAGGGUGCACACAAAGGAGAGAAACCACCUCAAAAUAUCAGUUAUAUAAAGCAUUUUGCUAAGCGUUAAAAAUCUUAAAACCCAUAAGUGCCACUAGGAAGGAAACCCUGUAAAUACCUAUACAUUGACCCAAGAAAUUUUUACAGCAAGCCCCAGCAGAACAUUCUUUUUGAUGAGGCAUAUGUGAGGUUGAUUUUUUGAUUCAUGCCAAGUAUGUCCCACAACUUGCCUUUGAAUCGGGAAUCCCUUUGAGUGUCUGCCCAGGACGGGCUGAGGCCCCCAGUAGAGGGCAUCCCCCGGGGUUAUGGCACAUUCCUCCGUAGUGAAAUUCCACAAACAAACCCACAGCUACUGCCCAGCCUCCGGAGUGCUCUUGGCCAUGUUUAUGUAGAAGGUCCCCCCACCCUGCAGGAGCAGCCCUUGCCCUCCAUCCUUGUGACUCCACUCUGCCAGCUAUGGCAUCUGCAGGGACAGCUCCACUGAGGCGGCGGUUUGGUAUUUCGGAGGUUACUGCUUGAUUGAGGCCUACACGCCAUUCUACACAUCCUGUUUCUGACCCGUUUUCCCGACAUGUCCUCAGGUGCCCAUGAUACCCACGCCUUCCUAGAUGGCAUUAGACUCACUUUAGGUUUAGGUGGCUCAUAAUUCCCGUUCAGUUGGCCUGUCAGAGAGAUCAUUGGCAGACACAUGCUUUUGAGCUUUUCUUGGACUUUUUUUUUAAAAUUAUAAGGAUUCUGCUAAUCACUGUUUCCAUGUUAAUCAGACUUAAUUUCUAAUGACUACAUCACAUAUUUUUAACUUGAAUUUCUUUUGGAAAUAGCUGAAUGUAAAUAGGGAGGAAAAAGCAAGCAAAGUUAGAACUUCUCUCCAUCCAGAAUUCCCUUUCUGGGUCCUCUCGCAAAGCGGGGAACUCCUGAGUAGAGGGGGUGCCCAUGUGCGGGUAGAUGGCAGGGGCACUGAUGCUCAUGCCUGUCAUUGGGGCAAUUUGUAGGAGUCCUUGGUACCCCUUCAUUGAGGAGGACGUAUCAGUUCCUUUCAGGCAUGGAUGUCUGUUGUUGAUCUCUCAUUCUCUUCAUUCAUUCACUCAGCCAAUAUUUAUUGAGCACCUCCUGUGUGCCGGGCACUGCAAGGUGCUGGGGAUACCACUGACGUAGGGAGGCGAAGGCCCCACUCUUGCGGAGUUGACUUCUGGUGGAGGAGACGUGAUAAGCAAGUAAACACAUAAAUAACGUAGUUCAAGAUAGUGAUUAAGUGCUAUGAAGAAAAUAAACUAGGUGGUGGUUUAGA